Molecule: messenger RNA, 4472 nt
Organism: Trichobilharzia szidati
Lineage: Eukaryota; Metazoa; Platyhelminthes; Trematoda; Strigeidida; Schistosomatidae
Source: the annotation of a GenBank genome assembly
AUCAACGUAACUCUAGUGCGACCUUGGGGGCUGUAAUGACUUUUCCCCGAAUUGUGUUUUUCGGGGAUUCAUUGACACAGGUUGUGGUUUUCCGCAUGCAGUAAACUUUCUGUUACGAAAAAUAAGAAUUAAUUUAAACUUUAGAUAUAUUUAUAUUACUCAAAUGUUUAAGGUCUCGUUUAAUCGAAUACAAACUUAUCUACCACUAGCAAUUGCUAUAGAUAAGUUUGUGUUAACACAUAGGUGUAGUCAGGAAAGUGGGUAUUUUAUGUUGCAUUUUCCAAAUUUCUGCCCACGUAUCAACUUAUCAAAAUUCUCUGUCUCUCCUACUUUGCCUAUGUGAGUCCUUUGACUAGGCUGGUAGUUCUUAAGCCUACAAAAUUGCUAAAUUAAUUCUGCACUAACAAGCUGGAGAAUUUUUUUUUCAGACCUGGGAUAUGUCAGUAAAAACGUUGGGGGUUUUUCUUUCGAAAGUGGGCUGUUUUUAACGAGAUGGGCAUCACUGACACAUAUAUAUAUAUGCAUAUACAUAUACAUGUAUGUAUAGGAUCAUGAUCCAAUACUAAAGGAAUAUUUUGUAUGCUUGAAAAACCUAGUAUGUUACGAAAUAAUGAGGCUAGUCUAAAGAUUGCAUUAGACAUUGAACAAAAAGCUGUGUUCAAAUCUUGUUUGUCAAUCUUAAAUCGAGGCUGAAAACGCUUAAAUGAUGCUGAGGAUAAUGUCAAUAUGCACUGAGCUAGUGCAGAAAGCAGCAAAGAGUUAGUUUUUCCCCACGGAAUAUCAACCAUUUCAUAAUCAAUUGGGAAUUUACUCACUAUAGGAAAAAGCGUUCAGGAUUCGCGAGCUUUACUUCAACAUUAUUUUGGGCUUGGCUUCUAACAAUCUGUUGAUAACUUUAACUAAUGGACGAAGUUGCAUUCAACUAACAGUGGUCGCUUGUAACUUCGAGCAUAAAGUCCUCAUUCAGCAGAUUAGUUUAACAGUUAUCUCUUCCGUCAAAGACAUUUCUUUACGAAUUUUUGACUUGAGUGAAGCCUCCAGGCAAAGAAUUGCAGCUGAUUUUGCAUGUUUUUAACUGUGUCUGUGUUUCAAGACGUGACGAAAAGUCACCAUCUUCUUGACGUACCUGAUUUGUCGUUCAAAAGGCCUGAAAGUUGACUAUUUGCAUACACUUAAUCUUUCCAUUUGCUUUCUGAAUGGACUUCUCACCUAUCCUUUGGCUAAACCAACCCUUGGUUUUCUUUACCUAGUGUCACCGAUACCAGUGUUUGUCAUAACCAUAGACUCUGUUAGUUUAUAAUUUUUGCCACCUCAUUAAGUGGGAGUUGUCAGGAAUGGUUUUCAGUACAUCUAUUAGUUAUAAGGGAGCUAUUAAGAUCCACUCAUUUUCUCACUGCUUUGUAGUGUAUUAGUAGUUUAAAAUAGUGCAGGGUAAAUUCGUGUCUGCAUAAUUACCUAGCCACUUUUUUAAACAAUUUUUUUUUCUUCCAUAUUAUAUAAGUUUACUUCAAAUAUCAUACAGCGAUGCCGUGAUACUUCAAAUAAACUUAUCUAAUAUGCAAUUGUAUUCUGCCAUAGUGCUUAAGUUCACUCAUUCGUGCUUCUGGUGUUAUAUAUCAAUGGGAAAUAUUUUGAUGCCGAGUUAUGUUAAUAUCAUUCGAUGGUGUAGACCUAACGCUUGCUGGACACAAAAUGUUUGUUCGGUAAUUAUUCGUGAUUGCUUCAAGACCUGGUCAUUCCGCGUAGUAGUAAACACGUAACUCACUGGCUGCAGCACCUGGAUUUCGGCCAGUGGUCUUCGUUUUCAAAUGAUGCUUCUUCUACUUAAGUUUGGGCAGUUGAGUAGUGUCAUCUUUCAUUACACAAAAUGUUUGGCUCAGACUAGUGCAUAAAAAUUCUAUUUCGGACAAGUUACCACCUUGUAGGCAACAAAUUUAUUCCUUUCUGUUUAUUGUUUGAUGUGUUUAAAAUAUUUAAGACUUCUGCAAUCAAUCUUUAUGUAAGUAUGAACUCCAUCUUAGAAUCUCAACACAGUGAAAAUGAACUCUUCGUCAACUUCCAUUGACAUAUAUUAAUAUAACUAGAUAUCUUGCUUUUAGUAUGUGAAAUGGUUGAGAAUGGGAGAUAUUCUGCGCGUUCGAUCAUUGGUAUCUCCGUAGGAACACUCGUGUAAGGUAGCGUCACCAUGUAAAUAAUCCUGAGUUCUGACGAUAAGUGAAGAUUGUCUUCCAAUCAAUUUUAUUGUCUUGGGACAUCUGCUUUGGUAACUUGAUUAUGUACUAUGAGUAUCAUUCAAUACACUCCUCCCAUACCGUUCUUUGUUUCCUAUACCUUGAACUGCACAGAGAAAUCAGACAGUUCAUCAACUUAUGAUGUGGUGUUGUGGAAUGGAAGUAGACAACACCAUUGGGUGAGGGGGAUCUGAAGAUGCUAUCAUAUUCAGUUCAAAAUCGAUGGUGAACAUGCUGCAGUAUGAAGUUACGAGCACUCUUUUGAUUAUGCUUGUUUCAUUUUGUUUUUCCCCGACAACUUUUUCGGUUUUUAAUCAGGCUUUAAAAAUAUCUUCUACGCCACUAUUCUUGUUAUUAAAUUCCGUCUGUAUGAUUUUACUGAGUAAAAGCAGAAGUAGCCUUACUUUUAUAUCGGAUUUCGUGGUCUCAGAAUACUUAAUGGUUGGUCAGCUAAAACAAAUUGAUGUUGACUUCUGGUCAUGGUGCACCCUAUAUCAGUCAGCGUAAUGACUGUGACAAUAGGGAUCUCAUUCCUCUCAAUGCAAGUGAAGAACGUCACUUAAGGAUAUUCAGCCUCUGCAUGCAAUAAAGUCGGGAGCUGGUCAAGGAGAACAUAAAUUACAAAAUUAUUCCAUAAGUUGUUUCUGCUAGACAAGAAAUACAGUUGUCUAGGCAGUGUAGUAUCCUCUAAAAACAUCUCGAAGGGUGGCUUACAGUUUCCAGGCCUUAUGUUUGUACACUUCAUGUGAGGCACUAGUCAUAUAGUGGACAACCUAAAAGUGUUCAAGAUAAUCAACAGAUGAAAGAAACCAAUGCGUUGGUUAUUCCUGAGGCAUUCGUCGUCAGACAUUUGAAACCAAGUGUAUGCAUCAAGGAGAAGACAGUGUUCAGCCUCGCAUUAUCUUAGUGAUUAUAAUUACAAAACAGUUAUACAGUCACUUAGUUUGGUAUAUCUUAUAGUUCUGUUUCAUUUUUCAUAUGAAAUCCGUUACCUUACUCUUUCGAUUAUUGUAAAUUGUUUUAGCUUAACAAUUUCUGGUUAGACAUUUUGAACUCCCCCUAUUUUUCAUGAAUAUUCCUCUAAUUAUCCUAUGAAUAGUUAGUCCUUUUAACAACUGGUAAGUGAUGUACUUUCACCACUUACGUUACCUAGAGUGAAAGUACUAUUUAGGUUGUAAGGAGUUAAAAUGAAUCCGUCAAAUGAUAAAAACGAGGUCUUAUUAUCCCGCUAUGUUUUUUAUUCUUGCUCGCUGGAAGUUCAAAGUGGAAGUAAGCAUCAGUUAUCAAUCUGCCUCUUUCAAAAUUAGACAGGCUUUGUUGAAUCCAAAAGCAACAUUAAAUAAGAAAAUCUUAAGCUUUACUAAAAUGUACUUAUUAAGACCUGUAUCAUAUAUUUUCACCAAAAUACUUUCAGGUCAAUUAGUGGGAAAGUCGGGUUGAAAUCUUUAGUGUUAUCACUAUUUUUAUGAUUCCUUGCGCUCAAAUAUUUAUUAAACCAAACAAUUUAUUAUUUGACUUAUUGUGUUUCAGUUUGGCUGGACUCAUGAAGGGGGCUGGUUGUCAAUUCUGGCUUCAGUAUUUGUCAGGAGGGUUGACGUAAUCGGAAGAGGAUUUUCUGGUUACAACACACGUAUGUGUAAAGCUGUGCUUCCACUUCUCUAUCCGAAUAAGGAUUCACUAAAGGACUGUGUAUUUUUCACAAUUUUUCUUGGAGCUAAUGAUGCUUGUUUAAGUCAGCAGCAGCAUGUGCCAAUUGAAGAGUAUAAAAGGAAUCUACAAUGGAUGAUUAAAUAUCUUAAUCAAAUGGAGUUACCAGUGGAUCACAUCCUGUUGAUUAGUUUACCUCCUGUAGAUGAAAAUAAGUGGGGUGUCACUGAAAGAGCUGAAGGGCUACCGCUCACACGGAAGUUAGUGAACUAUGCAAAUUAUGCAAUUGCAUGUGAAGAAGUUUCAAAAUUGAAUCAGGUUAAUCAUAUCAAUUUGUUUGAGGCUAUGAUCAACCAAAAAGAUUGGGAAUCUUUUCUUUCAGACGGCUUACACUUCUCUAGAAAAGGGUCUGAAUUUUUAGCCAACAUUUUACAGGCCUUCUUCGCUGAUAAACUAAGUGGUUUAAAAUGGUGGUUCCCAGAUUGGAAAACUAUAAACCCGAUAACUCCAGAGAUGUCUAUCAAUGGCGAUCAUGAAUCUAAAGUGUGAUUUUUCAUUCAGAAUUUUGUGAAUAAUACAUUUCCUCACAUGUAA